UACUACUUUGGUUUGAAAACCUAGUUUAAUGUGAGCUUUAACAUAAAACAACAUGCGAGACAUAGCCCCCUAUUUUAUAAAAGACUUUCUCUUCGCCGUCUUUUUAAUGUAUUCUUUAUGCAUGUAGUGGUCUCCCUGUCAAAAUGUAUUUCAUAUUUUUUAUGGCAAUCCAAUAAAGCAAGCGUUAGGUUUUAAAAAACAACGUAUCGAGCUAUAUUUCCUAGGGGGUGCUCAGUGCAACAGCAAAAGGUGUAUUGGAAGCAAGGCAAUAUGGCGGCCGGCUGCUCCUGGCUAGUAGUGCUGGCAUCUGUGCUGUCGUGCAAUGUCGUCCAAACGUUGUUGCCAUCUAUCACUUCUUUUGUGUCUAAAGCCUUCCAGAAAGAUGCAGAACAAGAAAUGGAGAUGAGGACAGAGAUCCAGAAUUUGAAAAGAGAGCUCGCUACCAUCAGUAUGAUGGAUGAGUUUGCCAGGUAUGCUAGGCUGGAGCGCAAGAUUAACAAGAUGACCGACAAACUAAAGACACACGUUAAAAUGAGAUCUGCUCAACUGGCAAAAAUCAAAUGGGUAGUGAAAAUAUUUUUCUAUGUUUUGCAGGCCGCUCUGAUGAUCUGUCUGAUUUGGACAUAUUAUAACGAUCCAGUGACUGUUCUUCCCAGUAAGUGGAUUACCCCUCUGGAACGGGUGGUCGCUUUUCCAUCUGGAGUGGCAGGUGGUGUGGGUAUCACAUGCUGGCUUGUGGUAUGCAAUAAGGUGGUGGCUACCAUUCUACGCUCUGUUUCUUAAGGGAAGAACUCUGCCUUUCCUUGUGGAGAAGCAUAACCAAGUUUAUUCUGCACUGUGGAACAUCAGCAACCCAUUGUUUUGGUCUUUUUUUGUGGCAGAAUCAGAAAGAUGUAUAUUUGUUAUUGUUUGUAUCCUUUGGAACAUAAUUUAUGUUGUGUCAAGAUCAAGUAUGUUUCAUUUAUCAAAAUCUAUGAAUUCAUAGUGAAAACAUGCGUUUUGGUAAGAGUAUGACUAAUGAAUUCUGGGUCAGCAAAUGCAGAAACGUUCAUGUCUUUUCCUUAUUCUGUAUAUUUUCAGCUGCAGAUUUGUGGGCAUAAACAUGAUGGUACCUGAUUUAAUUUGACCAACACUGUGGCUUCUCUGCUGACUAAUUUUAUUUAAGGUUUCAUUAAAGUUAUAUUUUGUGGUUGAAACUGAUUCACAACACUUGAGUUUAUUUUGCUGUAUAUUCAAGAAUGCCCAUAGAUAUGCUGUGCCUGGCAGAAAUAUCACUGAAGACAACAUAAAAUGCUUCAAUUUUAAAGAUUUUCUUUCAUAAUUAUCCCUAGAAACAGUUGUGGUAAAAUGUCAGGAACACUAGUUAGUGCAUUUAGAUUUAGGCCUCAAUUAUGGCAACGAUCA
Molecule: messenger RNA, 1404 nt
Organism: Scleropages formosus (Asian bonytongue)
Lineage: Eukaryota; Metazoa; Chordata; Actinopteri; Osteoglossiformes; Osteoglossidae
Gene: get1
Product: guided entry of tail-anchored proteins factor 1
Exons: 5
Coding region: 271-783 (170 amino acids)
Biological process (GO): tail-anchored membrane protein insertion into ER membrane
Cellular component (GO): GET complex
Molecular function (GO): protein-membrane adaptor activity
Source: RefSeq, a predicted model, not a curated record